This is a messenger RNA of Triticum aestivum (bread wheat), 1263 nucleotides long. RefSeq lists its product as uncharacterized. The record is from RefSeq and is a predicted model, not a curated record. NCBI's taxonomy places the organism in Eukaryota, Viridiplantae, Streptophyta, Magnoliopsida, Poales, Poaceae. The transcript is spliced from 3 exons. Gene Ontology annotation, molecular function: protein binding. The coding region runs from base 127 to 1041 and encodes 304 amino acids.
CCAAUUCCCCUCUCUUCUUUUCUUUCCCAUUAAUUUUCCCUAGCUACAAACCCGUCUCAUUCCCAUCAUGAAGCGAUCCAUUUGAUUUGAUUGAGACAUAUGUUCUGAGCUCGAUCUGUCGGGCAAAUGAGGAUCAUGGUGCGGACGCUGCGCGGGGACCGGGCGGCGCUGGACGUGGACGGCGCGGCCAAGACCGUGGCGCAGGCCAAGGGCGUGGUCAUGGCCCGGGAGCGCGUCCCCGUGGCCAUGCAGCGCCUCUUCUUCGCCGGCUGCCACCUCGACGACGACGACCGGACACUCGCCAGCUACGGCGUCCAGCACGACUCCGUCCUCUUCCUCGGCCUCCGCCUCCGCGCCGCCGACACCACCCCGUGCCAGGACCAGAUGCAUAGGUUGCAGGUGCCGGCCGGAUCGAUGACCGCGAAGCAAGAAGUUCUGCAUCAGCAGCAGGUGCAUGUCCAUGACCAUGGCCCCGAGGGCGCGAACGGCGGCGUCGACGACGAGCCGGAGAAGGCCAAGUCCAGGAAGCUGCCGUCGCGGCGCGUGCUCCGCAAGAUCCUCUCGAGGCUGCACGUGGACGCGUGGACGAGGCAGCACGACACCAAGCUGCUGGACCUGCUGCAGCGCCACACGGCGGGACGAGGCGGCGGCGUGGGCGACCUGACCGGCGAGGACUGGUCGGCCAUCCGCGCCGAGCUGAACGCGGCCACCGGGUCCGGGUUCCCCGUGGAGGAGCUGCAGCGGCGGGUGGGCGAGUUCCGGCGCGAGGUCGAGGCCGUGGGCCGGAUCAAGAGCCACCCGCGGUUCGCCUACGACCCGCGCCGCCGGGUCGUCGUCGCCGAGGAGGCCGACUGGAAGCGCUACACGCUGGAGAACCCCGAUGCGGCGGCGUACGAGGGGAGGAGCCCGCGUCUGGCUCUGACCCGAGCAGUUUUCGCCGGAGACGGGCAUGGCGGCGCCGGCGCGAAAAGCCGGGAGUCGCGGCCGAGGAGGUACCUGAACAAGUUGCUGCGGAGUUUUGGGCUUCGAUGUAAGCUGUAGACAGACCCACCGAUCAGUCGAUCACAGUUCACACUCUGUACAGCUGGAUGAAUUGGCUGCGGAUUUGAACGAUUUGUUUCCGUUGGACAUAUUUUACCGAAGAUGAAAAAAAAAUGAGAAAGGCCAUUAGCCAGAGUGUUUUUUUUUUAUAUUGAUGAGCGAAGAUUGUAGCUCUGCCGAUUUCAUUAAGUUACUUUAAAAGGGAAACACGUUUAAUAUUCA